GAGGCAAAUGGAUUUAAAUGUGAGCUGCUGACCUGGAAAUACCAUUAACUGAAGAAAAAGAAAAGCUCAGACAAGCUUUAAAAAGAUGUGUUUAAAUAAGAAAAAAGGGGAGCAUUUUUGAUGACUUAUGAAGAUUUUUUACGACUGUCAAACAAUAUAAAAAUAUCAUAUUCUUACUUCAGAGGGAAGGAGAGAGAAAAAGACUAGAUUUUUUCUUUUUAAAGAAACAAUUCUUAGUGGGGAAAAGCGCGCAUUGGACGUCAAUCGCCCCGAAACGAGCUUUUUCUACCAACUGUUUGAUUGGUGUGUCACAGGAUGGAUUUUUAAUUGUUGUUUGACGCAGCUUUUAUUUUUUAAGAGAGGAGAGACAAUCAGAUAGUCUGGAGUUGAUCUAGGGAUUUUUUUUCAGAACUAUUAAUUAAUUGGAUAUCGCUCUAAUUUUUAAAGGGCGUAUUUUGCUUUUUCUGUAAGAAUGUCAGGCUUUGUCCCACAUUUACUUUUCUCCUUUUUUAUUCUUUUGGGACCGGUAUGGAGUGCAUCAUACCCCCAGAGGUACAACCUUUAUAUGGGGCAGCGCCAGACCACACAGCCCCAGCAGCCGAGUGUGUUGAGGGCUUCCAACAGACACAGGAACUACUGUGCAUAUGUAGUAACUCGAACAGUGAGCUGCAUGGUUGAGGACGGUGUAGAGACCUAUGUGAAACCAGACUACCAGCCGUGCUCCUGGGGGUCGAUUCAGUGCUCUCGCAUAGUAACGUAUCGAACAUAUAUGAAACCUAGGUACAAAGUAGCUUACAAGAUAGUUACUGAGAUGGAGUGGAAGUGUUGUUAUGGUUACUCAGGAGAUGACUGCAGCGAAGGACCCACAGGAGGCCAGUCACAAGGGACCCAUAUCUCCACAGUUAUGCCCCGGCCCAAACCAGUACGUCCAGGACAGACUGGCGGCAACUCUGGGAAUGUACAGAUGGGAGGAGAAGGAAGACCUGGCUCUGACAAGGUGAAACACUUGGAAAGCAAGGUCCAGAGUCUGACCAAAGAACUCCAUGACCUCCAGUCCACCCUGCGAGGGAUGAACGAAAAGUUUCAUGAGGAGAUUCGCAAGACCCUAUUGACAGCGCUCAAUGGCAAGCAGCCAGCUGAUGCUGCACACCCAGAGAUGAAGGAAACCCUCAGUGACAUUCAGAGAACAAUACAGCAUCUUGACAACCGUAUCCAGGUGCAUGAUAGAGAGCUGAACUACCUGAACAACAAAUCUCAGACAACUGGUGAAGGGGGGGAAAACUUAAUUGAAUAUUCAGACACUAAAAUGAACCAAAAACUCACAGACCUGAAGGGCGAAGUCAUGAAAGACUUGGAAAAAAGACUCCAACAGUCUUGCUCGGCCUGCCAAUCGCAAGUGGUGGUCUUGAGGAAGCAGCAGGAGGAAGACAGAGACAGGAUCCGGGGGCUAGAGAAACUCAUUAACUCUGUGGAUCAGCGGAACAAGCAGGUGAUGGACAUUGUGCAGAAACACGUGUCAAGUUCAUCUAACCAGCCUUUAAGGGACUGCUGUGCCCAAGUGGACCAGAUCGAACAUAAAGUCAGUGAUGUUGACAGGAAACUGCAUUCUGUCUCUGAGGCUUAUGAUGUUUUGAACGGGCGGCUUGACAAUGAGUUUGAGAAGGACGACAUUUUGAAUAGAAAAGAGAAAACAAAUGCCCUUCUAGAAGAUUUAGAAAGCCGCCUAAACAUGACAGAGAGGAACAUAGAAGAGCAUUGUCUCUUUGUCCAAACCGAGCUAAAGGGUUAUAUCCAUAAGGAGAUAAAUGACUUGAGGAAUGAGUUUAAUGAUAGGUUUGAUGAAAAUGGAGCCAAAAUAUCUAACAUAGUUCAAAAUUUGGACAGCUUAAAGGACAUAAUUGUUGACCAUGGCAAAGGCCUUGAUAAAGUCUUCAUCCUCACGUCUGACAUGGAGAAUCAAUUGACUUCAGCAGUUAACAGUUGUGCUGAAAUCUGUGUCAACAGUGGUCCUCCACAUCCAGAAGAUGAUGACUCUAAAAUGUCAGAUGUAGUGAAACAUUUGGAGUGGAAGGUCAUUGUAAAUGAAGGAGAGAUUAAAAACUUUGGAAACAAGAUAAAGAACCUCUCAAUCUCUGGAGAUUUACUGAGGAACACAGUGGUAGAUAUUGGCCAUGAUGUACAGAAACUGAAGACCUUGACGGGGCCCAAUGGUGAACAUAUCAAUAGGAUUGUUACUAACAUAGAGAACCUUGAGAAAGAAUUAGAUUACAAUACCUUAACAAGUCUUACCAUUUGCAGCUCUGUGGAAAACCAACUAGUUUCUCUGCGGAAUGAGACAGAAGACUACUUGGAUAAACUGGCUGUGGAUCUGAAUAACAUACGUACCAGAGUGGAUUCUGAGGACACAACUUGUGCCCAAAUAUGCUCAAACCUACAGGAAGAAGUCGGGAAACUAAAGGAAGAAGUAGAAAAAUGCAGCGGACAAUGUAAGGUAGUCUUGAAGACGCCAGAUGGAGGCCAGGCAGGAGGGGAUGAUCUAAACCAGCAGAAACCUUUAGAUGGACACAGUGUUAUCGGCGGGACUUCCAGCGUCAACUUGAAGUCUAUUCAAAGAGAGCUUUCAGAGGUCAUUCUGACGUUCAACUCCAUUAAUGACACACUCAAAGGCCUUGAACAUACAGUGCAGAAGCACACUAGUGUUAUCCAUGACCUGGGCACCACUAAGGACAAAAUCAUCUCUGAGAUCAACAAAAUCCAGCAGGAGGUGAACGAGCACAUUGAGGACAGCAAAGGCAGGUUCGACCAUGUCAGUAAGGAGAUCCAUCGGUUUGGUAACAACUUCAUGGUAGAAAUGGGUGAGUGUAAACAGUCAUCUGACGGCCUGGAAAAGAGGAUUUCCAAGAUGGAGAACCUUUGCGGAAAGCUUGACACAGUGUCAGGCAGCUUGGAAAAAAUUAAGGAUGGCCUGAACAAACAUGUGUCCAGCCUCUGGAACUGUGUCCAUGGGUUAAAUAGCACAGUCAUUACCCACAGUGGCUACUUGGACACUAUUCAGAAUACACAGCUGGAUGGAAUUAAUCAACAACUAAACUUAUUGAACUCCUCCAUGCUCACCUUAUUCAAGGAGUUCCAGGACUUUACCCUUCAGGACUUUAUGGGACUUCCAGGUCCAUUAGGCCCCCAGGGAGAGAGAGGUUUCCAAGGACCCCCUGGACCACAAGGGCCCCCAGGCAGGGAUGGAGCCACAGGCAGACCAGGAGAACAAGGACCAAUGGGACCCCCGGGUAUCAGAGGCGAACAAGGUCUUCCUGGUUUAGAUGCAUCGGUUCCAAGGCUUUCAUUUUCAGCAGCUCUGACAUACCCACAGGUGGAUGCUGGAACAAUCAUUUUCGAUAAGGUCUUAGUGAACGACGGUCACUUCUAUGAUCCUUCUACUGGAAUCUUUAAGGCUCCUUAUGAUGGGCGAUACUUCUUCAGUGCCAUCUUGACAGGCCACAAGAAUGAGAAGAUUGAAGCCGUGCUCUCCAAAUCCAACUAUGGGAUUGCACGUGUGGACUCCGCCGGAUACCAGCCUGAAGGGCUGGAGAACAAACCUGUGGCUGAAACCAAGCCCAUCCCAGGCUCCCUAGCUGUCUUCAACAUCAUCCUCCCGCUGAAGACUGGAGAUACGGUCUGCAUUGACCUGGUCAUGGGCAAACUGGCACACUCUGAUGAACCGCUCACAAUUUUCAACGGGGCACUUGUAUAUGAAGAUGAUGUGUAAUACAAUUUAAUGUGACAGAGACGACAACUGCUAUUUCUUUUUCAUCAAUUCUUUAAUUAAGAGGAUAAUAAAGGGCUAACGGUGGAAUAUAUUGUUGUUCCUCAACACAAAAACACAUGGAAUGGCUGCCACUGAGAUUCAUUGUUAUCCCACAUGACAUAAAAACCUGCUAGCUGAUUCUGGAGGACAAUAUAAAUGAGUUAAAAAUGGUCUUCGUCACAAGCAAUAUAUUAGCACUGCCUGAAUGCGAGAAUAGUAGGCAUUAGCCACUGGUUUUAAAAGAUGUUUAAUCCAAGAGUACUCAAAUAUAUAAUGUUAAAAUGAAAUUACUAUUGUUAGAAUGAAUAGUCUUUACUUUGUAAGUUGUACUGUAAACAUGGAUUAUAAGAGGUCUUGCACUUGACAACAAAAAUACCUCUAACUUUGACAUCAUUCAAUGAUAUUUUAACCAUAACAAAAGAUGAUCUAAAAUGUGUAAAUCACAUUUAAAACAAAAAACAUUGCAGCCACAGAAAGAAAUGGCUUAUCUUCUUAUUUUACUUUGUCAAUAGGGAGUUUUUAAUCUAUAGAAUAAUUUUUCUUACUGUUUUUUGUUUUAUUUACACAACUGUGGUAAGAAUACCAGAGGAGUUACCCGUCUUCAGAUGCCUUCAGUUAAAUGUAUUCUAACAACAACAACAACAAC
This is a messenger RNA of Polyodon spathula (Mississippi paddlefish), 4448 nucleotides long. RefSeq names its product EMILIN-1-like. Lineage: Eukaryota; Metazoa; Chordata; Actinopteri; Acipenseriformes; Polyodontidae. Gene Ontology annotation, molecular function: protein binding. Bases 473 to 3763 code for a protein of 1096 amino acids. The transcript has 8 exons. The record is from RefSeq and is a predicted model, not a curated record.